Hyaena hyaena (striped hyena) is the source of this 1312-nucleotide messenger RNA. Its product is annotated as probable G-protein coupled receptor 141. Gene Ontology annotation, cellular component: membrane. The coding region runs from base 106 to 993 and encodes 295 amino acids. The transcript is spliced from 2 exons. NCBI's taxonomy places the organism in Eukaryota, Metazoa, Chordata, Mammalia, Carnivora, Hyaenidae. The record is from RefSeq and is a predicted model, not a curated record. Gene Ontology annotation, biological process: G protein-coupled receptor signaling pathway. Gene Ontology annotation, molecular function: G protein-coupled receptor activity; oxysterol binding.
UAGAUUACCAGGACAUGACCAGGGUGGCCUGAGUCUUCCACCAGAAGUAAAUCAUAAGAAAAAAGAACAAGGGUUUCUGGUGUUUGAAGCAUUUUGUGGGGAGACAUGGAGUCCAACCAUACGACCACUCGGUCAUAUGCCUCAAACACAGACCACAGCUACUGCGACAAGCAAUGCAGGGUGAUUCUGACAACACUGUACGGCGUGGUUCUGCUCGGAGGGACUACUGGAAUGGCAUUGAUGUCAUGUAUGAUGCUCAGAAGGAAAAGCCGAUCAGUGAUUACCACGAUCAUUCUCAAUAUCAUAGUCCUGCAUUCAAUCCUCCUGAUCAGCCUUCCAUUCCGCCUCAGCUAUUAUAUCUUAGGUGUCUGGGAGUUUGGAACCCUUUUCUGCCGAUUGGUCAGCGGCAUAAUAUAUGGUCAUAUGUACGGCACCUUUGUUUUCUAUGCGGCCAUUGUCAUAUUCCGAUUGCUCAUCUAUUUUAAGAAACUCCAAAUGCAACAGUUACAAAAGCAUCAUGUGGUAGUUUUGAGCAUUGUUAUUUGGACCGUGGGUAGCAUCAUUUUUUUGCCAAUAUUAUUCUUACAAUAUGGCAUAAAUCCAAGUUCCUCAAGACCACAACGAUGCUUUGAGUUCCACACAGAUCUCAACCGCAGAAAAUUCAUUACCUUGAACUACUCUAUGAUUGUUAUUAUGAUCACAAAGGUUGUGAUCCUCUUCCUGAUACAGAUGGGUGUCAUUGUCCAACUGGUGAAAGCUCUCUGGCCUGACCUGUGGGCCCAUCAAGACUACAGAGCUCAAAUCAAGAGCUUCUUCUUCCUUCUGGUAAUAGUGGUCUGUUUUAUACCCCACCAUGUAUUCCGGGUAUACUUUAUUCAAAAUUAUUCAGAAAUAGACAAUUCUAAGUUAGUGCUCUAUAAUGAAAUUUUUAUUGCUUUAACUACUGUCUGUUGCUUGGAUAUGGUGUGCUUUGUAGCUGGAGUUGUCCAUUAAGUACCCUCCUCACUUGAUUUGUAAUCAGUUUUUUAUCAUUGUGACAAAAUAGUUUCAAAUGAAUGACUGCCCACCAUGAUGUCAAAAGUUUUCAGUUCUCUGUUCUUGUCACCAAAAUUGUUUUUCCAUGAAAAGGUAAAAGAUUGAUUGUCUUCCCUCUUCUCAGAGAAUGAUGAUCUGUUCUCCAUUAACUACAAUAUUUUCAAUUUCCAUAGCUGUACACAAGUUGACCCCAAACGUCCUUUCCAGACUCAACCCCUACCCCUUUCUCAAGGGAUGCUUCUGCUAAGCACAACAGUUGCCUUUCCCUAUGGAACAA